AUAGCACAAGAAUAGCAAAAAAAAAGCAAAGCAGGUUCUGGGUUCACUUGCUGCCAGAAGUAAUAUUUACACUAAAUAACAAGUGCAGCUAUUUUUUAUUUUUGGGUCUCAUUUAAACAAAAGCUUUUGCAAAGAAAAGAAUGGCAGCAAUCAGCUCACAUUCUUCUUCUUCCUCCUUAUAUCCCAGUUUUCAAUCAUCACCUUUCUCUUCCAAGUCUGCCCAGGACCUCAAUUUAUCAUUCUUCACUACCAGAACCAAUGGGUCAUUAAAGGGCAGAUUAUCUUCACAGAAAGUUUCAAGGUCCAGCCUAAGAGUCUCAAGUGCAGCAACAAAACCUGCAAAGUCACCAGCUGAAGAAGAGUGGAAGGUUAAGAGAGAGACUCUUCUCCAGAAAAAGGUAAGGAGUGUAGACGUAAAGGAAGCUCUGCGCCUUCAGCAAGAGAAUAACUUUGUGAUCCUUGAUGUCCGCCCAGAAGCAGAAUUCAAAGAGGCUCAUCCACCUGGUGCUAUAAAUGUGCAAAUAUAUAGGCUUAUAAAAGAGUGGACAGCGUGGGACAUUGCUAGGCGAGCUGCAUUUGCAUUUUUUGGCAUCUUUUCAGGCACAGAAGAAAAUCCUGAGUUUCUACAGAUUGUGGAUUCAAAGAUAGAUAAAAAUGCAAAGAUAAUAGUGGCUUGCUCAUCUGGGGGAACAAUGAAGCCAUCCCAAAAUCUCCCUGAAGGUCAACAGUCAAGAUCACUGAUAGCAGCCUACCUGUUAGUCCUCAAUGGUUACACAAAUGUCUUCUACUUAGAAGGAGGUCUUUAUACAUGGUUCAAAGAGGGGCUGCCAUCAGUUUCUGAAGAGUGAAUCAUCAUCAGUAAAGCUUAAGUUUUAUCCCCAGUGAGGAUGAUCGUGCGCCUUUUAUCAUGACUGACUACUUUUGUCAAUAGAAUUUAGACAUUCUUUAUAUCAAGACUGAACAUUAAUCCUAUUUAUAGGCUUGCAUCUCAACAUAGAUCUGCCAAUUUUACUAAAAAACGUUCAUACAA
Ricinus communis (castor bean) is the source of this 1030-nucleotide messenger RNA. Its product is annotated as rhodanese-like domain-containing protein 14, chloroplastic. NCBI's taxonomy places the organism in Eukaryota, Viridiplantae, Streptophyta, Magnoliopsida, Malpighiales, Euphorbiaceae. Bases 141 to 848 code for a protein of 235 amino acids. The record is from RefSeq and is a predicted model, not a curated record. The transcript is spliced from 5 exons. Gene Ontology annotation, cellular component: chloroplast.